AUGUUCGGUGGAAUGGGUGCCUUGGGCACUGGCAUGUCUUCCUACAAUUCCAGCACCAACCCCCCUACUCGCCCGCGCACACCCCCCAGCCCACGAACCCAGCACGUUAGCUGGAUGGACCGCAAAGCGCGCGAGCACUGGCGCGAGGACGCUUGGGAGAUCCGACGAAAGCACAAGCGUCGCCGCAAGAAGGAGGUGAAGAAGGAGGUGCGUCGACGCUGCGAGGAAGAUUUGCUCGAGCAUCGACACAAGUAUGCGCUCAAGGCUCACCUGGUAAUGCAGAAGGAGCCGCCGGAGGUCAGGGAUGCGGGAAGGUCGCCUGAUCAUUGGGAGAAGCAUGGCAGACUCGACACAAGCGUCCCCCACCGACUAGGAAGCAUGCUGCGAAAGUCCGAAACACGCAGGUUUUCCGAAACAGCAAUGACGCCCCCUGGGCGUCCAAGCACUCCGUUCCAGAAGAUCAUGUCGCCCAUUCCGAUCAUUGACAGCGUGCCGGCUCCGAACGAACCCCUGUUUCGUACUGAAGACACCUCGCGGCCGGCGACGCCGACGUCCGAGUCUGACGCUGUCGCCUGA
Molecule: messenger RNA, 576 nt
Organism: Pseudomassariella vexata
Lineage: Eukaryota; Fungi; Ascomycota; Sordariomycetes; Amphisphaeriales; Pseudomassariaceae
Exons: 3
Coding region: 1-576 (191 amino acids)
Source: RefSeq, a predicted model, not a curated record